ACGAACUAGACGUUCGCCAUAUCGUCGGGAGUGCUAGCACUGCUAGCUGGUGAAUUACGGUGCGAUUCGUUGUUACGCGCGGCGAGGUCGGGCUUGUGGAGACACCGUCCUGUCGAUCUGACGUCCGCCGAACCGCCGGACGUCCCGUCCGAGCCGUGGGGCUCGUGACACCUCGUCGAAACACGGAAACUAUCGUGCGAACCGAGAUACAAUAUGGAGCUAGUGUUGGAGAACAAUAAAGAAAAAGUGAAAGCUGCUGUUAAAAAUAAAAUAACAAAGCAGUCAGAAGUAAUGGAUGUGGAGAAAAAGAAACACGAGGAAUGCAAGAGUGUCUCCACCAGUAAGCCCGAGAAGACCGUCACGAAGGACACGAAGAGCAAGACGAAGAAAGCACGGAACGAUCAAACGAGUUGCGAUUCCACGCAACUGGAGGACAAUCUAGCCCAAGUGCAGGAACGCUUCAAGAAAGGCUGCGAGUGUAUCGAGGAUGAGUGCUUCAAGGGCCUGAAUCCCGAGGUGAUUUAUCGGCACAGGCUAAACAUCGCGGAGCUAACUAAAGCCGAGCACGACAUGUAUUUAAUGGGCGUGACGAUGGCCUGCCUGACGGAUCCCUAUCAAACCGCCCGGCACACGGAACGUCGUAGAUUGCGCGCGCAAUACGUUUAUCAGGGCCGAAGAGUGUGUUUGGACGCCUUUCUGUACCUGGAGAACUGCACGCACUAUCAGCUCAAGCGGAUCCGGAAGCACCUGAUGACGCACGGCGUGACGCCGCGGGUGCACGGUAAUCACGGCAAGAUACCGCACAAUACGUUCUCGCUGGAAACGUACAAGAUCGCGAUGAAGUUCCUGAAGAACUUCAUCCAGAUGCAGGAGAUGAGGCAGAAGACCAAGCUCGCCAAGAACGCGCCGCUGCAUCUGCCGUCGGACGUGACGCGGAAAACGGUGCACGACCUGUACGCGCACUACUGCAAACGAGUGUCGCCCAACGUCAAGAGACUGGGCUACUCGACGUUUCGACGCUUCAUGAAGGUGCAGUUCCCGCAGGUGAAAUUCGCCAAGCUCGAGUUCGUCGUGAGAAACCAGACCGCGCAGAAUCACUGUACGGCCGAGCCGGACGCGACGCGGGACGACACGGGCCAACGGAGCUCGCCCAAGUCGGAGAUCGCCAUCGAGACAAGUGGCGGCAGGAUACUGCCGCUGGUGAUAACCAGAGACCUGGGGCAGACCGAUACCUACGUGCUGACGCCUAUCAGAAAGUUGCAGGACUGCACUGUGAGUUAUCAAGUCACCACGCACGGAUUGGUAAUUAACAGUCCUGCUGUCGCACUGUCGAAAACGAAAGCGGUAUAAGUGGUAUAACAUGAAAGACUGUGAAACUAGUUUUAUACAAAUGAUACACAUGUGUAUAUACAUAU
Wasmannia auropunctata (little fire ant) is the source of this 1415-nucleotide messenger RNA. RefSeq lists its product as uncharacterized. NCBI's taxonomy places the organism in Eukaryota, Metazoa, Arthropoda, Insecta, Hymenoptera, Formicidae. The transcript has 3 exons. The record is from RefSeq and is a predicted model, not a curated record. Bases 214 to 1350 code for a protein of 378 amino acids.